AUCUUUUGUCCUCAAAAUAUAUUUAUUUUCUUAGGCCCCCAAAAAUAAAAAAGGUGUCGCGGCCGACGCACACGGCGGAGCAGUUGGCUUUCCGGCGGAGUUCAAUGAGGAGUUCCGGCCGCGGCAUGGGCCGAGCGCCGCCGCAUCUUCUAGUGGUAAUGGCCAUUUUGGCCAUUUCAAAUAUGGUUUCCGGCGACCCGUAUGUUUACUCGUCGCCGCCACCACCUCCUUCGCCGGUUUAUGAAUAUAAAUCGCCGCCGCCGCCGCCGCAUUAUGAGUAUAAGUCACCGCCGCCGCCAUCACCGUCUCCACCACCACCCUAUGAGUACAAAUCGCCGCCGCCGCCGUCGCCAUCACCACCGCCUCCUUAUGUUUAUAGCUCACCUCCACCACCACCUUACAUAUAUAAAUCUCCACCACCACCGCCCUAUGUGUACAAAUCGCCGCCACCACCACCUUACGUAUAUAAAUCUCCACCACCACCACCCUAUGUAUACAAAUCGCCGCCACCACCACCACCUUACAUAUAUAAAUCGCCACCACCACCACCUUAUGUAUAUAAAUCUCCACCACCGCCACCCUAUGUAUACAAAUCGCCGCCACCACCACCACCUUACGUAUAUAAAUCUCCGCCACCACCACCUUACGUAUAUAAAUCUCCACCACCACCACCCUAUGUGUACAAGUCACCGCCACCACCACCACCUUAUAUAUAUAAAUCUCCACCACCACCACCCUAUGUGUACAAGUCACCACCACCACCACCACCUUAUGUGUAUAAAUCUCCACCACCACCUCCCUAUAUAUACAAAUCGCCGCCACCACCACCUUACAUAUACAAAUCUCCACCACCACCACCCUAUAUAUACAAAUCGCCGCCGCCGCCACCACCUUACAUAUAUAAAUCUCCACCACCACCACCACCCUAUAUAUACAAAUCGCCGCCCCCGCCACCACCUUACAUAUAUAAAUCUCCACCACCACCACCACCCUAUAUAUACAAAUCGCCGCCGCCACCACCCUAUCUGUACAAAUCGCCGCCGCCACCAUCUUACAUAUAUAAAUCUCCACCACCACCAUACUACUAUACAUCACCACCGCCGCCUGUAAAAUCUCCGGCACCUCAUUACUACUAUAAAUCUCCACCACCACCAGCAAAAUCUCCGCCACACCACUACUACUACACAUCUCCGCCGCCGCCGGUUCACUACUACCCUCCACACCCGCACCACCACCCCUUCGUCGUGAAAGUCACCGGAAAAGUGUAUUGCUACAAGUGCUACAAUUGGGAGCAUCCCGACAAGUCACACAACAAGAAACAUCUCAAAGGUGCCGUUGUCGAGGUCACGUGCAAGGCAGGUGACAAAGAAAUUAUUGUCUAUGGCAAGACAAAGAUCAACGGCAAAUACAGCGUGACCGUCGAAGGAUUCGACUACGGCAAGUACGGCGCAAAGGCUUGCAUCGCGAAGCUUCACGCAGCGCCGAAGGACUCAAAGUGCAGCAUUGCCUUAAAUGUUCAUGACGGGAAGGAUGGCGCUAAGGUUCGGGUUAAAUCCAAGACAGAGUACGAGGUUGUCCUUUAUGCUAAGCCAUUUGCCUAUGCCUCAAAGACCCCUUACCACGAGUGCGAGAAACCUAAGCCUACCCCGGCCCCAUACUACUACACAUCACCACCUCCCCCAUCCCCUGUAUACGUUUACAAAUCCCCACCACCACCCACCCCAACUUAUGUUUAUAAGUCACCCCCGCCACCCACCCCAACCUAUGUUUACAAAUCUCCGCCGCCACCAUCGCCACAUUAUGUAUAUAAAUCUCCGCCACCACCCACCCCAGCCUAUGUCUAUAAGUCUCCACCACCACCCUCGCCACAUUAUGUUUAUAAAUCUCCACCACCACCAACACCAGUAUAUGUAUAUAAAUCACCACCACCACCAUCUCCAGUAUAUGUAUACAAAUCUCCCCCACCACCUCCUUAUGUCUAUAAGUCGCCACCACCUCCUCCUUACAUUUAUAAAUCACCACCACCACCAGCCCCAACUUACGUCUAUAAGUCACCCCCACCACCCUCACCGACAUAUGUUUACAAAUCCCCGCCGCCACCUCCCUACAUUUACAAAUCUCCACCACCACCUCCCUACAAGUCUCCGCCGCCACCACCUUACAUUUACAAGUCUCCACCCCCUCCAUCGCCUGUUUAUAUUUACAAGUCUCCACCACCACCUCCCUACAUUUAUAAGUCUCCACCCCCUCCAUCGCCUGUCUAUAUUUACAAGUCCCCGCCGCCACCUCCUUACAUUUACAAGUCUCCACCGCCUCCAUCACCUGUUUAUAUUUACAAGUCUCCACCGCCACCUCCCUACAUUUAUAAGUCCCCGCCGCCACCUCCUUACAUUUACAAGUCUCCACCCCCUCCAUCGCCCGUCUAUAUUUACAAAUCUCCACCACCACCUCCCUACAUCUAUAAGUCUCCGCCACCACCAGUGAAAGCCGAACACCCACCGUACUAUUAUAAAUCUCCACCACCGCCAUCGCCCUUUCCUCCACCGCCUUACCACUAUACUUCCCCACCACCACCCUCACCUGAACCCCAUUACAUCUAUAAAUCUCCACCACCCCCGUACGUUUACACAUCACCUCCCCCACCACCAUACCACUACACCUCACCCCCUCCACCUGUAAAAUCACCUCCGCCACCCUACCAUUACACCUCUCCCCCACCACCCUCACCAUCUCCACCACCACCGUAUCACUACACAUCACCCCCGCCACCUUACCAUUACACCUCUCCCCCACCACCCUCACCAUCUCCGCCACCACCGUAUCACUACACAUCACCCCCUCCACCCGUAAAAUCACCUCCACCACCCUACCAUUACACCUCUCCCCCACCACCCUCACCAUCUCCACCACCGCCAUAUCAUUACACAUCACCUCCCCCACCAUCACCAUCUCCUCCACCACCCUACCAUUACAGCUCUCCCCCGCCACCCUCCCCCAAACCCCAUUACAUUUACAAAUCUCCCCCUCCCCCCUCCCCAUCUCCCCCACCUCCCUACCACUACACGUCACCUCCUCCACCCGUAAAAUCUCCCCCACCACCUUACCAUUACACCUCUCCCCCUCCCCCCUCCCCAUCUCCUCCACCCCCUUACCACUACAGUUCACCUCCUCCCCCCGUAAAGUCACCUCCCCCACCAGUAUACAUCUACACCUCUCCCCCACCUCCAACUCAUUAUUAAAUUCAAGUAGCGCAACACACAUACUUGGGAAACACUCGUUAUCAAGCCUCAAUCAUCAAAUAAAAAGGGGCUUCCCAGGUAUAUGGUUCAAGCAUCGAGUGUCUAGGACAAUUAUUAUUUUCAAUAAGGUCCUCCGAGCAUCACAGAGAUUCAUCUUUCGCAUCCUGGACCAAUUUGUACCUACUUAUUCAGUUGUUAUCAUGCAUGUUCUUCUUAUUAUAUCUUCGAGCUGGCAAGCAUCAUUGAUGCUUGCAAAAAAACAAAAAAGAUAGUUGUUUGAGAUCAUCCAUCUUGAAUAUUUUGAUUCA
Messenger RNA from Andrographis paniculata, 3547 nucleotides. RefSeq names its product extensin-2-like. The transcript has 3 exons. NCBI's taxonomy places the organism in Eukaryota, Viridiplantae, Streptophyta, Magnoliopsida, Lamiales, Acanthaceae. Gene Ontology annotation, biological process: plant-type cell wall organization. The record is from RefSeq and is a predicted model, not a curated record. Bases 105 to 3239 code for a protein of 1044 amino acids. Gene Ontology annotation, molecular function: structural constituent of cell wall.